CAUUUCCCAGUUGACGAGCAUUCCCUCAAUUUCCAAUUCUUGGACACCACAAAAAAAGCUUCUGUAAAUUAAACUCAGCAUUUCUAAAACUGAACUCACUAACUCUUCCCUUCCCCACCCCCCACAACUGUCCCUUCCCGAUUUCAGACUUCCCUAUUACUGUUAAGAGCCCUACCAACCUCCCAGGCUCCAAACAUCAGUGUCAUUCUGUUUUUCCUCUAACUCACUCACCAUAUCCAUUCUGUGGCCAAAUCUUGUCAUACCUUUCCUUACAACAGAAGCCUUCUAGUUGGUGUCCCUGUCUCUAGACUCUCUCCCUUCCAAUCCAUCCUCCAUUUAACUACCAGAGUGAUUUACCUCAAGCACAUUUCUGAACACAUCCCCCCUCCCCCCACCCCGCCACUCACAUACUUUUUCAUAAAUUCUAUUUGCUCCCUAGUACUGCCAGAAUCAAAUAUAAAAUCCACUGUUUGAUCCCUUCCUCCAUUUCCUACCCUGACUCUGUGAUCCAGGUACACUGGCAUCUUUGCUGUUCCUUGGACGAGACACUCCAUCUCCCAACUCCAUGUAUUUGCACUGGCUGUCCCCGUGCCUGGAAUGCCCUCUCUCCUUACCUCUGCUUCCUGACUUCCCUGACUGUCCCCAAAAUUGAAAUCGUUCCUUCUGCAGGAGGCCUUUCUGGCCUUUCUCCAGUCUCACCAGCUGCUAAUACUUCCCCUUCUGUCAUUACUUUCCAUGUAUUGUACUAUAUCUACAUGGCAUUUACACCUAGUUAUUGACACGUCCUCUCCCCCUAUAGAAUGUGAGCUUCUUGAGGGCACGGACUAUGUUUUUGUCUCACUUUGUAUUCUCAGCGAUCAGUAUCAUCACUUAGCACACAGUGGUACUGUUGAUUGCCGGAAUGAAUGACAGUGUACGAAGAGGGAUGAAUCCCUGCCAGCAGAAUGUAAGCUCCGUGAGGGCAGGGCAUAUGAAGUUCUUUAUCUUUGAAUUCCCCAGCACUUAGCACGGUGCCUUGCACAUUUUUUUCCCUUGAACCAAACCUGAUUAGUAAAUUCCAGACAAGUUCCAAACCUGAUUCAUAAUUUCCCAUCAGCCAUUGAGAGUCGGGAAGUUUUAAAGGACAUGAAAGGUAAAACUUGAACCCAGGUCUUCCUGACUCCCAGGUCAGUUCUCCAGCCAUUACCCAGGUUGCUUUAAUAAAUGUGUCUGGAGUUGACCAGAAUUGAACUGAUCUGAAUUGAAUUGAGUUGAAUUGAAUUGAAAUGAAUUCAAACCCAGGUCUCUUAACACUGCACCAGACUAGGUUACUUUAUUUUACCGGGGAGCGGGAAGGGGGAGGCGGGUGGGAUUGCGUCGCCCGUAGAGUUAAUAAAUGGUUAAGCAAUGGAGAACUUUGAUUAGGAAGAAACUUCAAGUUGGCCAAAAAGACAGGCAGAGGGAACUCUCAGGAACAUGCAAAUGAAGUGAUGUCAUCCUCUCCAGCAGCGGGAGGCUCCUCCAGCAGCGUGCUCGGGUCCCCACCGAGCUUCCCCCUCUGCCACUACGUGAGUGCAGGUGUGUGCGGAGCCGAGCCGGGCUGGAGCUGCGCUGCGCUCGGCUGGGCUGGGUUGGGCAGGGCUGGGCUGGGCUGGGCUGGGCUGGGCUGUGCCGGCUGCUCCAGGCUGCGCUGGACUGUUGGGCUGGGCUGGGCUGAGCCGGGCUGCGGGCAGCGGCGAGGACCCCCCACUCCCCAGCCAGCCAGCCCGCGGUUAUGCGCCCCCGGGCUCCGCUCCGAGAGCCCCCCACUGCCAGGCUGGCCGGCCGGGCAGCCGCUUCAGGGUCGUGGGGCUGGGGCCGCGCCCCCGCCAGCUGAUCGGAGCCCCUGGAUGUGUCUGUCCGUGGAGGAGGCCGCUGCUGCUGGCGCUGCGCUGGAGGUCCGAGAGGGAGCCCGCGGGCUUGGAAGGCAGCGGGCCGCUGCGCGCUUGGGAAUCCGCCUGGGGCCCAGAUUACUGAGGAGCUGCACGGGGCCCGGCGGCGGCGGCGGCGGCAGCGGCGGCCGCGGCCGCUCCAAUUCCGGACUUGUAUUUUUAAACGCCUCCGAGGAGACCGAAAGCGCAGCCCUGACCCUCUGCAGCCUUAGAAUGAGCCCGGUAGCCGGUAUUAGGAGGUGGAAACCUUCGGGAAGGUCCCAGCCUCGGAGGAGCCUGCCCGACACCAGCGGGCACUGCCUGGCAUGGGCUGUGUCAGAGUGUCCAGCGGGAGGCGUCGGGGACUUUUGCUGCUGCCCAGGGUAGGAUCGUCUCGGUUGGUCCCAAAGCCAAGAAGUGGAUGCCACGGGAUGGCUGUAAAAAAAUGGGAACGAUUCUGUGCCCCGGAGAGCACUUGCCUUAUGCGAGGAACUGGAGGGAACUUCCUCAAUCAGCUCCUGCUUCCCAUCCUGCUGCCCUGGUAAAGCUGCCUUCCCCUUCCCCGGUGCCAGUGCCAUUGGAUGCUUUCCCUGGGUUAGUUUUUAAAGAGCAAUCUUAAAGACACAGGACGGGCGUUCCCGUGCCCAUGCAUUGUGGCAGACCUGCUGUUUGAACAGGACCAAUCCAAGCCUCCGUCUCUCGAGGGGACUGGUCCCCACGGGGAGUCCAGCUCUGUAGAGAACCCUGUCCUGACUGUCCUCUUUGACUGGAGCCAAGUCCCCCCUGGAAGUUUCGCGGGACAGACAGAAUGCCUCGCUCCCCUUUUCAUUAGCGGCCAAUACAAUCAGUCAGCAGUCCAAAUGAUCCCGUUGGAUUCCGGGUCUCCAACCUCCAUUCCAACCCCCUCACUGGAAAGGAGAAAAUGAUCCUGCUGCUCGGAAGGCCAGGAUAAUUUAAGUGACUUUCCAUUUGCCUGCUAAGGAGAACCAAGAAUCACGGUUUUCCAUCUUUCCCUUGAAUCUGGCGAAUCUUAAAAACCCCCAGCCACUGUGGAGAAGCUUUCUGUUCCUGAAAAGGUGCGGGUUUCAGGGUGGGGAGGAGAAAGGGGGUUGCAGAAAUGUAGAGGUUGCCAGGGAAGUGGGUUGGGUUUUUUUUUUCUUUUUAACACGUUUUCUUGGCCGCGUGCGGGUCUGGUCUCUGGGUGGAGUGCGUCUUACUAUGAGUCGUCUGACACCGAGGGUGUGGGGAAAAUGCACUUCAGGGUGGGUGCAUACAGGGGUUCCCCAGCCCAGCCGACCGAUCUGGGCAGCUUUUGAGCCGAAGCCCGAGCUGGAGCUAGAGCUAGCCGCGGGAAGACGCUGGGGGGUUAGCCGCGUCCAGCCUGCCCUCCUCUCUGCGCUCCUCAGCCGGCUUCGGGAUGCUGGAGACUGGUCGGUCAGGCGGGGGUGGUAAAGGUUGGAAUUUGUGGGACUGAAGGAACA
This is a messenger RNA of Phascolarctos cinereus (koala), 3370 nucleotides long. Lineage: Eukaryota; Metazoa; Chordata; Mammalia; Diprotodontia; Phascolarctidae. The record is from RefSeq and is a predicted model, not a curated record.